Messenger RNA from Impatiens glandulifera, 966 nucleotides. RefSeq lists its product as uncharacterized. Bases 1 to 966 code for a protein of 321 amino acids. NCBI's taxonomy places the organism in Eukaryota, Viridiplantae, Streptophyta, Magnoliopsida, Ericales, Balsaminaceae. The transcript has 3 exons. The record is from RefSeq and is a predicted model, not a curated record.
AUGGGAUCUGAUUCUAAUAACCAUCAAUACCCACUUGCUUAUGCUAUAGUCAAUGAAGAAACAACUGCCAACUGGUCAAGGUUUCUACGUCGCCUUCGUAGAUUUAUAUGUCGAAGUAGAACGGGAGUGUGCAUAAUUUCAGACCGUCAUGUUGGAAUCAUUGAAGCAAUGAAGAAAGAACAAAAUGGCUUCACUGGAGACAUGGGUAUACAUCGUUUUUGUCUCUACCAUGUCCGUAGUAAUUUUAGUUCAGCCUAUCCUGGAUCACAUUUGAAGAUGUUAUGCUGGGUGGCCGGAAAUAAUAGUCAAGUGAGAAAAUUCGAAGAUGCGAUGAGACAAAUCAAAGAGCUUAAUCCCGAUGUUGAAAAUUUGUUACGAAAUAUUCCAUUAAAGAUGUGGACUAUGUCUCACGAUGGAGGAUAUCGUUACGGUCAAGCAACAACAAAUAUGGUCGAAAGUUUCAAUGAAAGGCGUACUCAAACUUUGAAUGAUCUUCAAAAUGGGCAUACUUAUUGCAAUAUGUCAAGAAAAUUAUUUGAAAAUAUCGAAAGCAAGGCAUCAGCACACACAAUUAUUCUAUACAAUGAGCAAAGUGGAAUCUUUGAGGUGACUACUGCACGUUACAGAACUAAUAAUGGUUUUUGUGGAAAGGUGGCAACAAACAUAUCGUUGACCUAUGUAAAGGUUUUUGUUUUUGUGGAAAAUGGUGCUGAUAUCACUCUCCAUUAUGAUUUUCACCCCAUACCUAAUGAAUCAUAUUGGACGUUCCCAAUAGCACAUGAUUGGGAGAAAUAUGGUAAUCUUGUUCCCAAUGAAAAUUUGAGAAAGAAGAAAAACCAACGAGGUCAAAGACAGCGUAUUCGAACCGAAAUGGAUAACCCACGAAGAACCAUCAUUUGUGGGAGGUGUGGCCAAGAAGGUCAUACGAGACGUAGCCAACGUUGUCCUGAGCAAAAUCGUCAAUAA